This is a messenger RNA of Lodderomyces margitis, 1683 nucleotides long. RefSeq lists its product as uncharacterized. The coding region runs from base 1 to 1683 and encodes 560 amino acids. The record is from RefSeq and is a predicted model, not a curated record. NCBI's taxonomy places the organism in Eukaryota, Fungi, Ascomycota, Pichiomycetes, Serinales, Debaryomycetaceae. Gene Ontology annotation, molecular function: ammonium channel activity. Gene Ontology annotation, cellular component: plasma membrane. Gene Ontology annotation, biological process: ammonium transmembrane transport. The transcript has a single exon.
AUGUCGUCUGUAGGGGUUGAGUCUGUUGGUCUUGAAACCGGCAUCAACUCAUUGUACUUAUUGCUAUGUACGGGAUUGCUACCGUUGGUUCUUAUUGGGAUAGCUUUGUUCUACUCAGGAUUAACUCAGAGACGCUCUGCAUUUACCAUGUUGGCAGUACCGAUCUUGAUCUCCCCCAUAAUUAUUUUGGAUUGGUAUAUCUGGGGUUAUUCGCUAUGUUAUGCAACUGCAUCCAACAAGUUCAUCGGUAGUUUGAAGUUCGCAGUGUUGCGUCAACUAAAACACUCGAUGAAACAAACCUACACGAACACAAGGGGAUCAGUUUUGGUUAUGAAUCACUUUUUGUUUAACUUGGUUUUCAAGUUGAUUUGUGGGGCAUUCACUUUUCCUGGGUGUAUUGCAGAAAGAGGUCGAGUUUUGCCCAUGCUACUCUUUGCAUUCAUAUGGUCGGUGAUAAUAUAUAACCCCGUGACAUACUGGUUUUGGAAUGUGAAUGGGUGGCUUUACAAGAUGGACGUGUUGGACUUUGCUGGAGGAAACUGCAUUCACAUAGUAUGUGGGUUUACAUGUUUAGCUUAUUCUUAUAUUUUGGGUCCGAGGAAUCCGAAAGCGUUGUACAACUACCGCCAUUCAAAUACCGGAUAUCUAGUGGUUGGUACAUUUCUUCUCACGAGUGGGUGGGUUGGGUUUGUUGCAGGCUGCGAAUAUAAGUUUUCUUACAAUUCGAUUCCGAUUAUGGUGAGCACAAUACUUUCUGCGAGUUCAGCCGCUGUUGUUUGGGCAACAAUAGACUACAUAUUCUCAAAGGAGCCCUUGGUUGUUGAAAACGAUGCUUUAGGACAAGACUCUGAUCUAGCAAGUGCCACAUCGAAGGGAUCAAAUGCACAGAAGAAGAUAGUGACGAAAAGAAAGGUAUCCAUGAUUUCAGUCACUUCAGGUAUUGUAAGCGGCCUAGUUGUGGUGACACCCGGUGGGGGGUAUAUUUCCUCCAACAAUGACUUUUGGAAACCUAUUAUAUUUGGAAUUGUUGGGGCUGCGCUAAGUAAUUUGUCCACCAGGCUAAAGUAUUACUUUAACAUCGACGAUGCAUUGGAUGUCUUUGCAAUUCAUGGGGUGGCUGGUAUUGUAGGUUCAUUGCUAACGGGAAUUUUCGCAGAUAAAUUGUAUGAUUCUAAAGGUGGAUGGGCUGCAGGUCACUGGAAACAGUUUGGUAUACAGUUACUAGGUCUUGUUGUUACCAGCGCUUACGUUUUUAUUAUGACUGUGAUUUUCUUGUACAUUAUUGACUUGAUACCGGGUUGCCAUUUACGUAUUGACAAAAACUAUAAUCGAAGAGAAAGGGAGAAGAAGCAGAGCCUGAACAAGGAUGAACACAUGGAGUUAGAGCUGCAAGUUUCGGCAUCAGUCGGGGAAAAGCUACCUGAGGAUAGUAAGCAGGAUUAUUGGGAGCAAGUAGAGUUAUUGGGUUCUGAUAACUACGAAUUCAGUAGUGAAUUCAUGAUGGAUUUCAUUGAGUUCAUCAAAGUUAUACGGCCUGAGGAUUAUUCCGAUGUUAGAAAUGAAGAGAUUUUGCUACUGCAUAGUGAAAGUGUGGGCCAAUACAACUCGGGUAAUGGCUACGAGCAAGCUCCGGAAGCGGAAUUUCACCUGAGAAAAUAUCAUCAAAUGUCUAUUAACCAAUAA